AUGGACGCGUUCCACAAUCUCCUUCGCGAAGCGGCGAACCCGCGCCACAGUACGGCCGCGAGCUCCUCCUCGUCCCCGCUACGCGCCUCGGGCAGCCUCUUGGCAAGCUCAAGCGCCGCGCUGUCGUCCAUGGGCAUGACACCUCCUCAGCUCGGCGGUGCUGGCCGCAGCGGCAUGGGUCUGCCCAUGGGCAUGGGCAUGUCGCUGUCCAUGCCGGGGCUACAGACUGUCGGGAACAACGGCCUGGCGCCGAUCCACGGCGGCCGCCUGGCGUCGCAGAUGGGUACGAACUCGAUGUUGUUCCCGAGCUUGGGGAGUACGACGUCUAUGACUGUGCCGAGCGCGGGCACGGGGUCGUCCACGACUUCCAGUGGAGCGGCUACAGCUGCCGCGAAAGAGAAGAAGACGACCAAGAAACGCAAAGCCCCGAGCUCCAACGCGGACGGUGAGUCGGGCGAAGACGGCCGCAAGCCGCCCGAGGAGUACGAGGACCCCAAGGCAAAGCGACGGGCUCAGAUCGCCAAGGCCGCGCGCAAACACCGGCAGCGCCAGAAGGACGAGCUGAUUGCCUUGCGGGCCAAAGUGAAAGACCUGAAGGAGCAGAUUGAAGUGCUGCAGUCGUCGGAACCAUCGGAACACAACACGGAGCUGGGCUGGAAGCAGGAGGCCGAGCAGCACGCUGAGAUCCGCGCGCGCGUGGACCAGGAGAACGAGUUUCUGCGCAAGACGUUGAUGGAGCAGAUGAAGUUUAUCCAGCGACUGCAGGACUAUUUCACCAAGCAGCCGUUGCUCAACAUGCCGUCGCUCGACAUGAUCCUGAACUCGUCGUCCUCUGCUGCGACGACGCCGACGGCACUGUCCAAUGCGAUUUCGGCAGUGCCGUCGGUUCUGCAGCUGCAGUCGGGGUCGUUCCGUGAUCGACUGAUUGAGAUGACGUCCGGGGCGAUGACCAUUGCGGACAAGCAGCUCACCGCGUGCGAGGCGGCCUUCCGCAACCCGAGGACAUCAACGAUGACGUACUUUGGUCUGCAGGUCCAAUACGAAAUGGGUAAGAACGAAAUGGGCAUUUACUUCCGCCACAAUCUGUUUGGCUGCGACGCGACCGUCGUGAUGAACGAUCUCUGGUCAGUCACUGGCGAUGCCAGCUACGAGAAGGGGUUUCCGUUCACAGAAGCGGCCGAGGUGGUGGACGAGAUUAAUCCCAACACGAAGUACGUCCGCCGAGUGGUGAACCUCACGAUGUCUAGCGAUGCGGCGGUUGGCGGAGGCGUGAUGAAGGAAGAGAGCUUGACGAUCAACCAGAAACGCGACAACCCGGACGGCAGCUCGUCGAUGGUUUCUCAGUCCGUCAUGGACGAUCCGAACCACCCUAAGCUGCCGGGCCACUUCCGUCGCAACGCCACCACCGCCGUGCUCUUGAAGAACUUCAACGACUCGUCAGGCCAAGGGUGUCUGCUGCUGUGGUCCGUGAAAGUCCAGCUGGACAAGGACCCGGAGGAGCGUGUGAAGAACUUCAACAUCCCGGAUAUUAUCCUGAAGAACCUAUUUGAAGUCGCGCCGGUGUUUGUGAAAGGUAUCGUGGAUCGUGCGCGUGGAACGUUACCCCAAAGCUAA
This is a messenger RNA of Hyaloperonospora brassicae, 1614 nucleotides long. NCBI's taxonomy places the organism in Eukaryota, Oomycota, Peronosporomycetes, Peronosporales, Peronosporaceae. The record is from the annotation of a GenBank genome assembly.